AGCUGAGAAAAAGUAACUUGCGUCUGAGUUGAAGAAUUUCGUUGAGCUAUGUUUAUGUUUCCAAACUGUUUUGCCUGGAGUCUUGCACUAAUUGUCACAUGGGCUUUGGCAUUGGCUCAUUUUGGAUGAUGACAAGACCUGCCAUGGUGAGCCUUCGUAGACGCAAGCUCUUAGGAUUGUGCUUUGGUAUUUCCAAUUUCUUUCUCGAUUAUCUCAUUGUUUUUGUCGUUGCAAAUUCAUUCUUAUGUAUAUUUGUGGACAUCGAUUUCUAUCAUUGUCCAGGAACCAGUUUGGAAACUGGCCCUGGUUCGUCAAACAUAUCUGCUGCUUCGAGUGCAUCACUUCAGCCUUUUCCUGAGGUGAAACGAAGAAAGAGACACAGAAGGAAGCAUGUAGAAAACCAAGAACCAUGCAUCAUGAGAGGAGUCUAUUUCAAGAAUUUGAAAUGGCAAGCUGCCAUUAAAGUUGACAAGAAACAGAUCCAUUUAGGAACUGUAGGCUCCCAGGAAGAGGCCGCUCGAGUUUAUGACAGGGCUGCAUUCAUGUGUGGAAGAGAGCCCAACUUUGAACUUUCCGAGGAAGAAAAGCAGGAGCUCAGGAAAUUGAACUGGGACGAAUUCUUAGCCAUCACGCGCUCCGCCAUCACCAACAAGAAAAGCCAGAGACGUAGUGGGACUGGGCCGCGGAGGAAGCUUCUAGACAACGACUGUGAGGGCGAGGAGCAAGGACGCAGUGGUCCAUCAGCUUCUGAAGAUGAUAUGUUAGCACCAUAACCCCCCAUUGAUCACCUUCUUUGCCACUUUUUUUUCCUUCUUUUUCUUAUAUAUACAUAUAUUUUGGCUUAAGGCUAAAGAGUUUAUUCGGUUCUUGGUAUAUAAGCGCCCCUAUUAGGGCAGAUUCCGCAAGGAAAAGAUGCAUCAUUUUGCUGUAACAUCAUCAUUGUUUAUCAUCUCUUAUCUCAGAAUUAUUAAGGUGAUUGCAAAUUUUAAGGUAGCAUGAACAUGUGCAAAAUGUUCAUGAUCUUGUUUUUA
This is a messenger RNA of Salvia splendens (bonfire salvia), 1031 nucleotides long. RefSeq names its product ethylene-responsive transcription factor-like protein At4g13040. Gene Ontology annotation, molecular function: DNA binding; DNA-binding transcription factor activity. The transcript has 6 exons. The record is from RefSeq and is a predicted model, not a curated record. Lineage: Eukaryota; Viridiplantae; Streptophyta; Magnoliopsida; Lamiales; Lamiaceae. Bases 99 to 773 code for a protein of 224 amino acids. Gene Ontology annotation, biological process: regulation of DNA-templated transcription.